This is a messenger RNA of Galleria mellonella (greater wax moth), 2139 nucleotides long. RefSeq lists its product as uncharacterized. The coding region runs from base 1419 to 2003 and encodes 194 amino acids. The record is from RefSeq and is a predicted model, not a curated record. NCBI's taxonomy places the organism in Eukaryota, Metazoa, Arthropoda, Insecta, Lepidoptera, Pyralidae. The transcript has 3 exons.
CCGACAGGCUGUAUAAUUGUCACAUUUGUAGUAUAAAAAAAAAAUGAGAUUAAUUGAUCAGUGCAGUAACAUUGGACUUAUUCGAAUUUGACUAUAAUAUUUUUUUUAUGUUAGAUGAACAACAAAUCAUGUAGGCUUAUAGAAUAUCUAUAUAAUAUAUACACUAACGAAAUCACUAAUAUUUACACCAUGAUUCAUAAAUUCCAAAAGACGAUCGCACAAAUGAGUUUACGAAUGAAUUUCAUGCUGAAUGAUCAACAGGAAAUUUGUUGGUAAACACAUUGUAUGAUCUAACUAUAUUGUAACUAUAUGGCGUUUAAGUAAUAUAAGGAUAAAUCAUUGUAUGAAUUUGUGUAUGAGGUUCAGAAUAAUCUACGAUCGACAUGCCAUUAAGGUUUAGUAUGCACGUACAUGAGCGAAGGUUGUUAGCGACACGCGCCCCGAAUAUUAUAAUCAACAGGGGUGUCUAUGCCACAUUGUGUAGUCGGGUUUUUCCCUUUAUCUAUUUGAAAAUAGCACAUUAGGUCUCUUUAAUUCUGAUUGAGAUUCUCUUAUUUUCAUUUUUAUUAGUACAUAUAAUAUUAUAUUUUUCUAUAUGCAACGGAAUGGAUAAAAAGCUUGUGGGUCAUCUGAAGGACAGCCGUUAAGAUAGUCUUUAUGGGCUGACUUAUCAGACCUGGCGGUUUUUUACUCCAUUAAAAAUAUUAAGUCAUUGAUCCGGACUAUUCUAAUUAUAGCAAACAAUACAUAUUUACAAAAUUACACUGAAAUCAGUUGAGCGGUUUCGGAGAUUAAUUUGAACGAAAAUUGUAACUCAGUGUUUUUAUAUAUUUAGAUCAUAUAUACAUAUAAUGAAAAUUACUAAAAAAUAUACUGUUUCGCCAAUGGCACCUCCCAUGCGUUGUCUUAUUUGAGGAGUAACUUUUUCACUGUGUACUUUGUGUUGUCCAUGAUGCUGUUCAUGUCUAUUGGCAAUGGUUACUACUUUCGGUAGGGUAUAUUAUGUUAAGUAGAUAUGAAUAGCAUUCUGGUUUAGGUUGGGCAGAUACUCAGUAACCAGUUGCUAUUUAAUUGAAAGUUACUGGCUCUCAUAAAACGUUGGAUAUGAUUUCUACUCCAAUAAAUUAUUGUGACUAGACAUAGACCUAGAGAAUAGGAUUAUAUCAUUACGAAUUCAAUUGUUUUAAAUCUAUAUUUAAUUGAAGCCCUGGUAAAUCUAUGGGCAUUUUCGAAUAAGUUCUUAUAGUAUUUUUUAUUUCAAAUGAUUAGUAUUGACAACCCUCAUUUCAUUCUUUCUUUGACAAACAAAUCUACAAAACAAUUAAACACAGCGCACGAACAAUUGCAUCAGAGAGCCCACAGGGCCGUUGGAUUCAAUCAUUUGAACUCAGAACAAACUGUGACCACGACCAACGACAAUGUGGACCAAAUUUUUUAUUUUAAUUUCAAUUUUUGGUGUCGCCUUCGCCGAAACCACAGCUCCUGGCAUAGAUAGAAAAAUGAGUGAAGGUAUUGUUAGCAGAGGAUAUAAAGUUGUGUAUGGAGAUGAGGAUAUGGAGAUUAUUAACGAAGUAGUUACUGAUAUGGAGAAGUCUGAUAAUUUGAAGAAUAAAAUUGAUGUGAAUGAAUCUAUACCACCGUUACCGGCCCAGGAUGUCAAGUGUCUGAUGUCUGUUGAUCGAUAUUGUUCCAAGGAUAUGGGACAAAUUAAAGGUGUUCUUAUACAAGCUAUUAGAGAGGAUUGCCAGAAGUGUACUACGGAGCAAAAAGAGCAGGCAGGGAAAGUGAUUGCAGCAAUGAUGGCUCAUGAUCCAGUGGCCUGGAAAAUGUUUCUUACUAGAUCCGCUAUUCAAAAUAAGCCAGAAAAGAAACCUCCGAAACAAGAGAAAAUAAAAUAUAAACUCGUAGGUGAACCGGAAGAAAUAGUGUCAUCUAAAAAUAGAUAUACACUACCAGGUGUCAAAGUAAGAGUAAAAAGAUAUGUAGCUGAAAAAAUGUCUUAAAAUAUUGCCAACAACAAUGACAACAUUAACAAUUAACAACAUUAGCAAUGCCAUUUUAUUAUAUAAUGGUAUGUGCUCGCAAAUAUACAUGAGAUAUAGUGUGGAACGUAAAGCAUUUUGGAAUUACGAUUUUUUU